Molecule: messenger RNA, 1145 nt
Organism: Phaedon cochleariae (mustard beetle)
Lineage: Eukaryota; Metazoa; Arthropoda; Insecta; Coleoptera; Chrysomelidae
Source: the annotation of a GenBank genome assembly
UUCAUCAUAGAUAAAAAUUGAACGGUAUUUGUUCGUUGAAUAAACAUAAAGAUAACCAUAAAUAAAUAUCGUCGAGUGGUUGAUUUUGAUUGAUUCAAAAACCCACUCCGCUAGGUGUUCGCCUUACUUGCUGCAAAAUGGUGAAGGUUCCGACAAUAAAGUUAAACAGUGGCUAUGAAAUCCCAGCUUUUGGAUUGGGUACGUGGAAGUCCAAAACAGGUGAAGUGGAGCAAGCAGUGAAAGAUGCCAUCGACAUCGGCUACCGCCACAUCGAUUGCGCUUUCGUGUACGGCAACGAGAAAGAAGUGGGGGCAGCUCUUAAGGCCAAACUAGGCGAUGGAACUGUCAAAAGAGAAGACCUCUUCAUCACGAGCAAACUGUGGAACACAUUCCACAGGCCCGAUCUCGUGGAGGGAGCUUUGAGGGUUACUCUGGAGAAUUUGGGAUUAGAUUAUUUGGAUUUGUAUCUUAUACAUUGGCCCCAAGCGUACCAGGAAGAUACUGAAAUAUUCCCCAAAGAUGCAGCUGGCAACAUAAUAUUUAGUAACGUGGACUAUGUGGAAACCUGGAAAGCCAUGGAAAAAUGCUCAAAGAAAGGUCUUGCAAGGUCCAUUGGGAUCUCAAACUUCAAUAAAAAACAAAUAGAAAGAGUGCUGGAAAUUGCAACCAUCAAGCCAGCUAUCAACCAGGUUGAAUGCCACCCGUAUCUGAACCAAAGAAGGCUCAUCGACUUCUGUCGUUCCAAGGGUAUCGCCAUCACCGGAUACAGUCCUCUGGGAUCCCCAGACAGACCUUGGGCUACGGCAGAUGAACCUCAGCUCAUGGAUGACCCCAAGUUGAAACAAGUUGCCACCAAAUACGGCAAAAGUCCAGCACAAAUUUUGUUGAGGUACCAGAUCGAGAGAGGAGUGGUCACAAUUCCAAAAUCCAUUACAAAAUCUAGGAUUCAACAGAAUUUCGACAUUUUUGAUUUUUCACUGUCUAAAGAAGACAUCGCCUAUUUAGAUACCUUCGAUUGUAAUGGGCGUUUUGUCCCAAUGACAGCAUCUUUGGACCAUCCUGAUCAUCCAUUCAAGAAUGACGAGUUUUGAAUAAUGUUUAACAUCAAAAUCAUUAAUAAAAUACGUAUUCCAAAAUAUGAUUCC